This is a messenger RNA of Aspergillus saccharolyticus JOP 1030-1, 1548 nucleotides long. RefSeq names its product putative GABA permease. Gene Ontology annotation, molecular function: transmembrane transporter activity. The record is from RefSeq and is a predicted model, not a curated record. Gene Ontology annotation, biological process: transmembrane transport. The coding region runs from base 1 to 1548 and encodes 515 amino acids. Gene Ontology annotation, cellular component: membrane. NCBI's taxonomy places the organism in Eukaryota, Fungi, Ascomycota, Eurotiomycetes, Eurotiales, Aspergillaceae. The transcript has 4 exons.
AUGACAGACCGUACGACCUUCUGCAUAUCCAAGUCACAAGGUCAGCCUGACUCCAGCAGUAGACUUAGCGACCAUGUGGAAGCUCCAUUGGAUCGGGGGCGAGAGGAACUACCUGUCCAGUUUUCUCUUUUCUCUACAAUCGCAUUGGGAUUCAGCAUGACCAAUUCCUGGCUUGGAUACUCGGCCACUUUCGUCACCCCACUCUUGAUGGGAGGCAGUCCGGCAGUAUUCUUUGGUCUUAUUGUUGCAUCCGUUGCGACGGCGGGUCUGGCGGAGCUCGCCUCGGCGUAUCCAUCCAGCAGCGGGCAGUAUCAUUUUGCCUUUAUGGUCAGCUCCCCAAAAUAUCGUCCGGUAGUGGCCUUUACGAUGGGAUGGUUAAGUGUAGUCGCAUGGGCUCUCACCAGUGCAUCCACUGCCAUUGUCUGUGCUCAAAUGAUCGGAAACCUGGCUAGCAUAUAUCACCCAAGUUACACUGCAGAAUCGUGGCAAACGUAUCUCAUAUAUGCCCUGCUAAUCUUGAUUGCAACUGCCAUUGUCUGCCUACUCCCACGAGCACUUCCCAAGGGGGAGAUCGUGAUGUUUAUAAGCAGCUUCCUAGGCUUUGUCGCCAGCUUCAUCACCGUUCUAGCGACGCAGAAUCAUAAACAGUCGGCAGCAGCCGUGUUUCUCGACUAUAAAAACACCAGUGGCUGGAGUGAUGGGACAUCGUUUCUCAUUGGCCUCGGGACAUGUAUGUAUGCAUAUCUGGCCAUUGAUGGGGCCUGUCAUAUUGCAGAGGAACUCCCCAACCCUAGUCAGGAUGUUCCUCGCGCCAUGGGACUAACCAUGCUGAUUGGUGUGACGACGGUCAUCCCUUGGACGCUUGCGUUCCUGUUCUCCGCGACAGACACUGACGCCGUGGCUUCUUCGAGUAUACCGAUUUACACAGUUUAUCUACAAGCCACAAGAAGUCAACCCGCAGCCACAAUGCUCACCGUCUGGAUUCUUUUCGUCUACGCCGGCGCGUUAGUCUCUUGCAUAGUAACAACCGGGCGACUAGCGUAUGCUUUCGCUCGCGACGAGGGCCUCCCAUACUCAAAGUUCUUUGCCCAGAUUCACACCAAACGAGAGGCACCCGUUAAUGCCACGAUCGGGUGCGCUGCAAUUAUUCUACUUUACGGUUUGAUCUAUAUCGGAUCCGCGACAGCAUUCAACAGUUUCAUAUCCAUGUCCAUCCUGUCCCUCAAUAUGACCUACGCCGUGCCCCAGGCGAUUGUUUUGGUCCGGGGGCGAGAUCGCAUUCUGCCCAAGCGCUCAUUCAAUUUGGGCCGAUACCUUGGCCCGGUAUGUAAUGCAUUCUCUGCCUUCUGGGUGCCUUUUAUCACAAUUCUAUUUUGCUUUCCCACCUCUCUUCCGACCACAGUUUCAGAUAUGAACUAUGUCAGUGUGGUGAUCAGUGGGAUUACAAUUUUGAUUCUUCUAUCAUGGUGGGGAGGUAAACGGAAGACGUUCUCUGGUCCGGUAAGACUUCCUUCCCCUACAUUUUGUCGGUGCCUUCAACAAUGCUGA